This is a messenger RNA of Agelaius phoeniceus (red-winged blackbird), 3217 nucleotides long. It is a transcript of the gene ASIC4, whose product is annotated as acid sensing ion channel subunit family member 4. Gene Ontology annotation, molecular function: ligand-gated sodium channel activity. Gene Ontology annotation, cellular component: plasma membrane. NCBI's taxonomy places the organism in Eukaryota, Metazoa, Chordata, Aves, Passeriformes, Icteridae. Gene Ontology annotation, biological process: sodium ion transmembrane transport. The record is from RefSeq and is a predicted model, not a curated record.
AUGCCGAUUGAGAUCGUGUGUAAAAUCAAAUUUGCUGAAGAGGAUGAGAAGCAGAAGGAGAAAGAAGAAGGGGACAAGGAGAGCCUGAUCGAGGAGCCUGCCCGGCCCCGCUCCCGGGAUCUGGCCACCUUUGCCAGCACCAGCACGCUGCACGGCUUGGGACACAUCUGCCGGUCGGGACGGCUGGGCGUGCGCCAGACCCUCUGGGCAUUUGCCUUCCUGGCCUCCCUCGCCUUCUUCCUCUACCAGGCGGCCAAGUCGGCGCUGCUCUACCUGGAGCACCCCCACGUCAUGGCCCUGGACGAGGAGGCCAUCCGUGAGAUGGUGUUCCCGGCCAUCACCAUCUGCAACAUCAACCGCUACCGCCACUCGGCACUCACCGACGCCGACAUCUUUCACUUGGCCAACAUGACCGGGCUGCCUCCCAAGGACCGGGAUGGUCACAAGGCCACGGACUUGCUCUACCCUGACCCCGACAUGGCUGACAUUGUCAACCGCACCGGCCACCAACUCGACGACAUGCUCAAGAGCUGCAACUUCAGCGGCGAGAACUGCUCAUCCCGCGAUUUCACUGUGGUCUACACACGCUAUGGUAAGUGCUACACCUUCAAUGGGGAUCGAAGGAAUCCACGUGUGACCCGCCAAGGUGGCAUGGGCAACGGGCUGGAGAUCAUGCUGGACAUCCAGCAGGAAGAGUACCUGCCCAUCUGGAGAGAGACCAAUGAGACAUCAUUUGAAGCUGGCAUCCGGGUCCAGAUCCACAGCCAGGAUGAGCCACCCUAUAUCCAUCAGCUGGGCUUUGGUGUCUCACCUGGCUUCCAGACCUUUGUGUCCUGCCAGGAGCAGCGGCUCACCUACCUGCCACAGCCGUGGGGGAACUGCCGGGCCAGCAUGCAGGGGGAGCAGCUGCUGCCUGGCUAUGACACCUACAGCAUUGCUGCCUGCCGCCUCCAGUGUGAGAAGGAGGCUGUGGUGCAGAGCUGCCACUGCCGCAUGGUCCAUAUGCCAGGCAAUGAGUCCAUCUGCUCCCCUAAUGUGUACAUCGAGUGUGCUGACCACACGCUGGACGCAGCAGUGGAGGACAGCCAGGAGCGCUGCAGCUGCCCCACACCGUGCAACCUGACACGCUAUGGCAAGGAGAUCUCCAUGGUCCGCAUCCCCAACAAGGGCUCAGCGCGCUACCUCGCCCGCAAGUACAACAAGAACGAGACCUAUAUUCGGGAGAACUUCCUGGUGCUGGACAUCUUCUUUGAGGCGCUCAACUAUGAAGCCAUUGAGCAGAAGAAAGCCUAUGACCUUGCUGGGCUUCUCGGGGACAUUGGGGGGCAGAUGGGCCUGUUCAUCGGUGCCAGCAUCCUCACCAUCUUGGAGAUCCUGGACUACAUCUAUGAGGUGAUCCGAGAUAAGGUGAGCCGGGUCCUGCGCCGCUCCAAGCCACCUCUGAAGAAGCCCUCAGGCAGCAUCGCCACACUGGGAUUGGAGGAGAUGAAGGACCAGAGCCCCUGUGAGACACUGGGUCGGCACGUGGAGGGCGCCUACAAUGCGGGCAUCCUGCCCAACCACCACCACCGCCACCACUAUCCUCACCAGGGAGUCUUCGAGGACUUCGCCUGCUAGGCAAGAUUGGGUUUGGGGGGCAGCCCCCUGUCACCCCCCUCCCCAGUGUUCUCAUGGAGAGGGACUGUGGCACUGGGUGCGGUGGGCACAGGCCCCUGCCUCCCCCACCCCACUGCCAGCACCAGCCACACCGUUCGCCCCCAGUGAUGCCACUGGAGCUGCCUCAGCACCGGCACUGGAGCAGCCCCCUGGCCCUUUUGCCUGUCCCCUCUGCUUGCCCCUAGCACGUGGGCUCAGCCCAGUUUCAAGCACACAGCGUGGAGGGGGAUGGGCAUGCCAGGGGGGUUUGGGGGAGCAGCAGGUGUGGGCUAGAGAGGCCCUGGUGCUGCAGAGCAUGAAGGGGGUAAGCUGAGGUUCCUGUGAGCCCCUCCAAGCCCUCCCUUGCUGACCCCUCCUGGGUGGUGGUCUUUGCCCUGCAUGGUUUUCCUUAGGAGAGAGACAUGCCUGGAACAGCUUCUUUCUGCCCAGGACCCACCUCCUCCCCUUCCUGCUGCAGGGCAGGGCAGCAUUGCAGGGCACCCCUCUGAGCAGCAUGGCCCCCGUGGCCAGCCCAGGGACACCCCAACUGCAGCCACACCUGCAUGGCACCACCCUGACCCCUGGCACUACCACCACCACUGUGACACGCCCCUAAACAUCUGCCCACCCUUGCCCAACCUCAUGCAGUCUCUCAGGGCUGCAGCCCCUCCAUCACUGUUCCCAGCCAGACCCCUGCACUGUGACUCCCCCUGCCACUCCAGUAUUGGCCCCCAGUAAUCCCCCGUCAUUUCAGCACUGCAAACCUACUGCCUCCCCCGUCUCCUGCCCCAAUCUGUUGUGAACCCAUCCUCUCCUUGCCCAGCUAUUGCCCAGAGUGGCUCAUCCCUUGGUGUAGCUGCCCGGCACAGCCCAGGCAGCGUGGCGGGUCCUGCCCUCACUCCCCUGCCUGUCGCUGCUCUUUUGCACCAUGCACGUACCCCUUGCCAUGCUCCCAGCCCCAGGUGCUGAGCAUCCUCUGUGCCUCCCCCAGACUGCACAUGGUUAGGAGGGUGCUCUGUGCCCAGCCCUGUCCAGACAGCCACAGUCCAGCCCACUGGCCGGAGCCUUGGCCAAAACUGGCACCCACAGUCCUCCUGCCUGCCCUGAGAUGGUAGGACGCACAGCAGGACGCACGGCAGGACCCACAGCACUUCCCCUGUCCUGUUCUACAUUGCCUCCACCCCCUCCACUGUAGCAGCAGACACCAGCGCAGGGCAAACUGCCCCAAAAUAUCUCAGGAGGGGGGGCAAGCUGGCAAAGCCCCCCUCAACACACACACUUGGCAGAGGGGGACCCCAGGGCAGGAAUUUGGGACCUCUGGGGAAGGCUGGGGCUGAGCCAGGCAGCCUCUGGCCCUGCUGGUUUGGUCCCCAUCCUUGGUGCCCACCGAUGGAUCACGGCCAUGUUGUGCCAUGCCCAAAGCCAUAGAUGCAGGAGGAGCCAUCAUCCCUGCAGCCCUCAAGGCCCCACACAUGGGAGGCGCAGGGCAGGAACCAGGGCACCAGCAGCCCUGGCUCUGGGUCUGCAUGGUCCAACAGCUCCCCUGAAGUAUGCACCCACGUGUAAGCAUGUUCCCGUGGGU